UCUAUGCAGACCGAGCGCUUCAAGUUCAAUGUGUUAUGUUAUGGCUCCUUCUGCUGCUUCUGCAGAACAUCAAAGUGGAGAACCAUUUGGUUUACCCGUUCAAUCAUUUGAACAAAUGACAGAAGGAACCAGCGCACUUCAUUCGGAUUCGUUCUAUUGUACAAUGCCGAACGUUUCAAGUUCAACGUGUUAUGUUAUGGCUCCUUCUGCUGCUUCUGCAGAACAUCAAAGUGGAGAACAACCUGGUUUACCUGUUCAAUCAUUUGAACAAAUGACAGGAGGAACAAGCGCACUUCAUUCGUCUUGGUUUUAUUAUACAAUGUGUGAAGAGGCGACUGAAGUGGAGACGCAUCAUCAGCAAACGGCUACGACGAUGGGCGUCGCUGAGGACGAGACACCGUCUUCCCUGACUUCGUCGCAUCCGAAUACCAACAACCCCAAUCAGGAAGAUAAAAUCGAGUUUUCGGCUGUCAAAUUAAGUCUAUAA
This is a messenger RNA of Temnothorax curvispinosus, 487 nucleotides long. RefSeq lists its product as uncharacterized. The record is from RefSeq and is a predicted model, not a curated record. The transcript has 4 exons. NCBI's taxonomy places the organism in Eukaryota, Metazoa, Arthropoda, Insecta, Hymenoptera, Formicidae. The coding region runs from base 29 to 487 and encodes 152 amino acids.